Molecule: messenger RNA, 505 nt
Organism: Papilio polytes (common Mormon)
Lineage: Eukaryota; Metazoa; Arthropoda; Insecta; Lepidoptera; Papilionidae
Product: solute carrier family 35 member F1-like
Exons: 3
Coding region: 129-485 (118 amino acids)
Biological process (GO): transmembrane transport
Cellular component (GO): membrane
Molecular function (GO): transmembrane transporter activity
Source: RefSeq, a predicted model, not a curated record
UUCAAUGUUAUGAUUCUAAGCAAGUGUAAGUCUACAUUAGAAAUAAUGGAGAUUUUUCUAUUUUCCGUCAAUUUCAAUCGUCAAUCUUUGUAUCCCUCAGUAUUCUUCACAUAGAUUUUCCAUUUAUAAUGUCCGUAAUCAUGGAAAACAGAAAUUUCAGUGAUAAAGUGGAAGCUUACUUUUCGGAGCUAGGGCGACGGAAAGUGUGGGGAAGUAUUAUGCUGGGACAGAUAUUGUCUUUUAUAUUAAGUGGCAAAUGCAUACUAACAGCACUACUGCAAAGUGCUACAUGGCAAUUUCCCACCACAGCUCAGCUGAUUAUUCCAUAUUUAUUGCUAUUUAUUUUAUUUACACCGUCUUUGCUAUGUGCGGACUUCAAAAAAUUGACCAAAAGAUGGUGGGUUUUAAUCAUGGCAUGCACUUUGGAUGUGGAAGCAAACUGGUUAAUGGUUACAUCCCAGAGGUUUACAUCUGUACUUAGCUGACAGCUGCUUGCCUGUAGUGG